Messenger RNA from Bradysia coprophila, 1776 nucleotides. RefSeq names its product delta(5) fatty acid desaturase A-like. Gene Ontology annotation, biological process: lipid metabolic process. Lineage: Eukaryota; Metazoa; Arthropoda; Insecta; Diptera; Sciaridae. Gene Ontology annotation, molecular function: oxidoreductase activity, acting on paired donors, with oxidation of a pair of donors resulting in the reduction of molecular oxygen to two molecules of water. The record is from RefSeq and is a predicted model, not a curated record. Gene Ontology annotation, cellular component: membrane.
AUUUAUCGUUGAAUAACCAAUUUUCCGAAACAUAUUUUCAUUAAGGUGUCAUUUUUAGCGGCAACAACACUGCCUGUCAAGUUCACUCAUAGUAACAUAAUAAAGUUCGGAUCGGCUCACUUCAAAGCGAAAAUUACGUUAUAUUCCUUUAACGGGCGCAGUGACUAGGACAAAUAAGUAAGUGACUGAAAGAUGGGAGAAUUGCAGCCAAGUCCCGCCUUAGUUCGUAGGGAAUCUAAUGACAUCAAAUCAGAGUUGAAAAACAAGUACACAUGGCAACAAGUGGCAGAGAAAAAUAGUGCAAAGGAAGCGUGGAUUAUCGUACGUGACAAGGUUUACGAUGUUACAGAAUGGCUGUGGAAACAUCCUGGUGGGAAGGAAAUGCUUUUACUACACGCCGGACGAGAAUGUACACAUACGUUUGAUUCAUAUCAUCAGUUCAGCGACAAAUCUGCCAACAUUCUACGAAAAUACGAAAUCGGAUGCUUGGUCGGUGAUAGCGAGUUUCCAACAUACCUACCGGAUACCGGUUUUUACAAAGAGUGUCAACGGCGAGUGGUCGCAUAUUUUGCAAAAAAUCAUCUGAAUCCGAAGCAAAAUAUGCCAGCAAUGGCCCGAACGCUGACAAUAUUUCCGGUUGGCUUACUGUCUUAUUUGCUCAUGACGGGAUGCUUUACGUCGAACGUCCUUGUCAUGCUAAUCUCAUCGAUAUUGCAUGGAUGUUGUGUGGCAAUUCCAUUGAUGCAUUUGGUGCAUGAUUCGUCUCAUGGAGCAAUUACCGGGAACCACAAAAUUUGGGAAUUUAUAGGAAGGUUAGCUAUGGAUUGGCUUAACGGAUUGAGUUUCACCUCAUGGAACAAUCAACACAUCGUGGGACAUCACAUUUUCACGAACGUAGCUGGAGUUGAUCCGGAUCUGCCCGUAAACUUCAAAAGCGAUAUUCGUCGGAUAGUUGAACGUCAGAUUCUGCAGCCAAUCUAUGCUUGGCAACACCUCUACUUACCUCCACUCUAUGGACUUUUGUCACUCAAAUUUCGAAUCCAGGACUUUACUCACACUUUCUUCAGCCGAACAAAUGGUGCCGUCCGUGUCAAUCCAAUCAGUUUGAAAGAUUGGAUGUUGCUAGGUUCGUCUAAAUUAUUUUGGAUAUUUCAUCGUAUCUGGAUUCCGCUGUAUGUCCUGAACGCUCCGUACUUUUGGCUGACAUUCUUUCUGUCUGAGUUCGUCACGGGACUGUACUUGGCAUUCAAUUUUCAGGUCAGUCACAUUUCACUAACGUGUCAAUAUCAGUGUCACGACAGAGACUACUGCAACAUACCGGAGGAGUGGGCGAUAUCUCAAAUAAAGUCUUCUGUUGAUUAUGCGCACGGAUCAUCGCUCGUAGCAUUUUUGUCAGGCGGACUAAACUACCAAGCCACGCAUCACCUCUUUCCGUCGAUUAGUCAAUAUUACUUACCGGAAAUCGCACCAAUCGUCCGUGACGUUUGUAGAGCAUAUCAAAUUGACUACGUGGUACUGCCGACAUUUUUCGACGCACUCAAAGCUCAUUUGCUGUACUUGAAAGUGAUGGGAAAGAAUGGUAAACGAGUGGAUGUACACAUGGGAUAAUUACAACGAAAAUCAAUUUAGUUUUGAAUAUUCGCUUGAUGAAACCUUGGCUAUUCGCAUCCUGUUCAAAUAGUCAUCUUAAAAAUAAAUUCUUUUGGCGCAUGGCCGAGAAAAGACUAUCUAUUUGCACAUUGUAAACUAUGAAGAUCGAUUCUAACAAUCAUUAUA